AUGGAUCUUUCAGAAUCUGGAGGAUUCCUUCCAGAUGCUCUUCCCUCCCCCUCCCCAAGCACUACUUCGGUCAGCUCCACCUCUUCCAAUUUACCACAGCCACGUGCGAAACCUCUUCGUGCUGGAUCAGGAAAGGAACAAGCUGCAAGGCGCUAUGUUGAAAAUAGACUACUCCACGUCUCGAGGCGAUACACUAAAAAAUUCGAGGAACAUGAAGAAGGAGAUUCGGUAGUCGGCUAUGUAAGUAUGAAGGAGGUAGCCAAGGACCUUUCCGAGAUAAUAGAUGUGUUGUGGCUCUCAAGUACACCGAAUCUACAGAUUCCGUACUUGCUAAAUGUGGCUCUGGUAAUGACUUCAUAUCCAACUAAAUUCCCUCCAGCACCGGUUGCAACCUUUGCUGUUCUGAGAAAACUGGAUCAUGCAUUUGCUAGCUUACUGAGAGGAGAAGACUCGAUUACUGGAGAGACCUUACCAGGGUUUCUAGCGGGCAGGAGAGCGGGGAUGAGCCAGACUGAUAUGGUUAGAUGCAGAAGUAUAGUCGAAGACACCAGAGUAAUGAUUGUAGACGUCAUGAGUAAGGAAGUUGAACCCGAACCCGAACCUGAGAGUGGCGUCGAAGACGAUGGUGACAACGGAGCUGACGGUAUGAAUAUGGAGGAGGAGGACGACUCGGAAUACGACAAUGAUGAGCUUGCCAUGGACAUUGCCAGAGUCUAUGAGGCAACAAUUAUGGAGCUUGGCGAAAGGCUAGAAAGUGGUCCUAACAUUGGAAUUGGGCACAACGAUUCAUGA
This is a messenger RNA of Botrytis porri, 792 nucleotides long. RefSeq lists its product as uncharacterized. The record is from RefSeq and is a predicted model, not a curated record. NCBI's taxonomy places the organism in Eukaryota, Fungi, Ascomycota, Leotiomycetes, Helotiales, Sclerotiniaceae. Gene Ontology annotation, cellular component: transcription factor TFIIH holo complex. The transcript has 2 exons. Bases 1 to 792 code for a protein of 263 amino acids.